GAGCGGUGCUUCCUGGUGGGCGUGCAGCUCAAGCAGCAGCGCAGCCGCCACGGCUACAGCGUGCGCGCGUCGCUCGAGGAGCUGGGGCGGCUGGCAGACACGGCGGGGCUGGAGGUCAUGGGAUCCACCUACCAGCUGCUGGACGAGAUCAACCCGCGCACCUACAUCGGCAGCGGCAAGGUGCAGGAAAUCAUGGCGGCGGUGGCGAACACGGGCGCCACCACCGUCGUGUUUGACGAUGAGCUCAGCCCGGGCCAGCUGCGCAACCUGGAGCGGGCGCUGGGGGAUGCGGUACGCCUGUGCGACCGUACCGCCCUCAUUCUGGACAUCUUCAGCCAGCGGGCGGCGACGCGGGAGGGCAAGCUGCAGGUGGAGCUGGCUCAGAGCGAGUACCAGCUGCCGCGCCUCACUCGCAUGUGGUCCCACCUGGAGCGCCAGAGCGGUUCGGGCCAGGUGAAGGGCAUGGGCGAGAAGCAGAUUGAGGUGGACCGGCGGCUGCUCAAGGGGCGCAUGGCGCGGCUGCGCAGGGACAUCGAGGAGGUGCGCACCCACCGGCGCGCGUACCGCGAGCGGCGCGCCGCCGCGCCCAUCCCCGUGGUGGCGCUGGUGGGGUACACCAAUGCGGGCAAGUCCACCUUGCUCAACACCCUGACCCAGGCGGGGGUGCUGGCAGAGGACAAGCUGUUUGCCACGCUGGACCCCACCACGCGCCGCGUGGAGCUGCCCGGCGGCAAGGCCCUGCUCUUCACCGACACCGUCGGCUUCAUCCAGAAGCUGCCCACGCAGCUGGUGGCGGCCUUCCGCGCCACGCUGGAGGAGAUCAAGGACGCUUCGCUGCUGCUGCACGUGGUGGAUGUGAGCCACCCCAACGCCGCCGCCCAGAUCGACGCCGUCAACGGGGUGCUGGCGGAGCUGGGGGUGGAGAACAUGCCCACCCUCAACGUGUGGAACAAGGUGGAUGCGUGCGCGGACCCCGAGGUGGUGCGCGCGGUGGCGGCGCGCCGCGAGCAGACGGUGUGCGUCAGCGGGCUGACGGGGGAGGGGCUGGGGGAGAUGCUGGAGCGGGUGUCGGCCAAGCUGCAGGACUCGAUGGUGGCGGUGCACGUGCUCAUCCCGUACGCGCAGGGCGAGCUGGUGGAUGAGAUCCACCGCACAGGGGUGGUGGAGGCGGCGGAGUUUGGUGCGGCGGGGACCGAGGUGCGCGCCUACGUGCCGCUGUCGGUGGCGCAGCGCCUGCAGCCCCUGCGCCUGCAGACGGCGGCGGCGGUCGAGGAGCAGCAGCGCAUAGAGGCGGCGGCGGCGGUGGCGGCGGGGGCGGCACGAGCAGCAGACGCGGCCGGGGCGGCGGCGGAGGCGCCGACGUGAGCGCUGUGCGUGCCAGCCUGGUGCGGACGCUGCGUUUUAGCUCUCAGUGCACUGCCUGUACUUUGGUUGCUUUGUGAUGGGCCCCUUGGCUUUGUAUCAUACGAGACUUGGUGGUGGACCAACCUUGUGGACCUGCAGCAGCUC
Chlorella variabilis is the source of this 1509-nucleotide messenger RNA. RefSeq lists its product as hypothetical. Gene Ontology annotation, cellular component: cytoplasm. The coding region runs from base 118 to 1365 and encodes 415 amino acids. NCBI's taxonomy places the organism in Eukaryota, Viridiplantae, Chlorophyta, Trebouxiophyceae, Chlorellales, Chlorellaceae. The transcript has 9 exons. Gene Ontology annotation, molecular function: GTP binding; ribosome binding. The record is from RefSeq and is a predicted model, not a curated record.